AUGAAUAAGAUUUUAAAUAUUUAUUCUUAUGUAAAGAAUAAAGAACGUGCUGGUGAUAUAUUGAAGAAGAAUGAAACGCAUUCGAGCAAUAAACAGAACAGCAAUGUUAAAUCAGACGAUUAUCAACAGAAAAAACAUGAACUUGAAAUGAAUCAACGAGAUGAUGCCGAACAAUCUCAUACUUCUCUUAACAAGCAAACACUUAACAGUUCACAAACAAGAGAAUCCAUAGCGUAUGAUUUCAUUGAUUACGAGGAUGAUUACGAUAUAAUUGAAAAAAAUGAUAUUUUAUCCGAUAAUAUGCACAACAGUAAACAAUCAACAUCAGACUAUGGUUUGAAUAAUCAACGAACAAGUGAAAAUUUUCAAUAUAAUAGAUCAAUAUCCAUGAAUAUCGAUAAUCAUCAAUCAGAAAUUCCAAAUAUCCAAAGAAGAAAGUCUUUGCAAAUGAAUCUAGAAAUUGACACGAAUAAAUCUCGAGAAUAUCCGAAUAACAAGUCAAUUAUUAAAGAUUUUCAAGAAAAUAACCUACUACCGAUCGAAUCAAUGAACAACAAUUCCGAUAAACAAAUAUCACAACUUGAAGAAUUUGAAGAAAAAAAAAUCAAAUGCGAUCAUUACUCGCCAGUAUAG
This is a messenger RNA of Rotaria sp. Silwood2, 633 nucleotides long. The record is from the annotation of a GenBank genome assembly. Lineage: Eukaryota; Metazoa; Rotifera; Eurotatoria; Philodinida; Philodinidae.